UUUGCAAUGUGUUUUUUUAUUUGUUAUUUAUGUUUAUUCAACAAUGGUAUCUACUCCAAUUUGUUUAUAGCUACCUAUUGGAUUCCUUCUGCAUUUAUUUUUGUAGCAGUAAUCUAAAUUGCUUUUAGUUCAGUUGACAUAUCUUGCUUGCUACCCGCUUGAUUUUUUGCCUGAAUGAAACUUGAAACCCGUAAAACAGUACAAACUGGCCCAGAUGAUCUGAAUUAUUAACGAAGAAGGCUAUGCAUAACUACACCACACGCCCACCUAAAAGGUGUAGCUGCUGUAUCUUAAAAUUCCUUGCGGGAUUCUCCAGCUAUGCCCCGCCUUAUAUUUACACGCAAACAAACAUUGAAAAGAAAGGAAAAAAAAAUAGCAAAAAAUUUUGUUUCUAACACCAAAAGAUAUAUCUAUCUCCAUUCUUCAUUCCAAUGCUAUGGCCCCAUUGGCUUCAUCCCCGAAGAUCUGCAGCUCCUAAUUGCUCCUCUCCAUCCUUAUAUUAUCAGGUCCCCUUCUACGAACUCUGUGUCUGAAGUAGUUCCUGGUGAGAGCACUGAUACUGUGAUACAAGUGCUCCCUAACUAAAAAUCAACAAAAUGGUUAAUCUGCCCAAUAACUGCAAUAGAAUGUCUUGCAUAUUUUUUUUUUUAAAAAUGCGAUUGUUUCUUUCACACCAGAUAUCCCACAUCAAAGCACUACUAUACAUGUCCCACUUCUACCUUGAAAAAUGAGGCACACAGAAUAAUCUCCAUGAAGACCAUAACUCAUGUACACUCAUAAAAUCACCAGUUAAUGGAUCCCCUUAGAGAAGCCACAUAAAGCCAGUGUCAAAAAAAGAAAAGAAAAAGAGAAUGAGUCUCAGUCUCGACACCACACAAUACACAUAUAUUCUCAAUCACAAUCCCUUUUCCAAUCAGUAUGUCCUUUGUAUUCAAUUUGCCCCUAAUAGACAACCAUAACAAGAUUUUAAUCUUCAAAGGAACAGGGAGCUUCCAAAUACCAGGACAGUCAAAUAUCAAUCCACCAUCAACCAAAAAGUUAUAAAAAGAUAUAACAGAGAACUUACCAGAAGCUUCCCAUGUCCAAGUUCUAAUAUCCUGAUUAUUCUCUAUAUGAUACUCAUCAAUAAUAUUCAUCAUCUCCAAAUAUUGCCACACUAAAUGACCUGUUAGUUGUCUAUGAAAAGGAAUAUACCAGACCCAUCUACCAUUCAGAUAUUUUCUACCAGAAUAAACUGCCAGAAAAGGUUCAACAUCAACAUCAGAUAACUCUGUGAACCUUGAGGCCAGAAACAAGUCUCCAGUCCAUUUGUCUAGCCAGAAUUAAAUUCUUUUUCCAUCCCCUAAUUUAACAGAAUAAAAUUCUGUUGAGAAACAUAGAUGGGUAACCCAUUUAAAUAAUGAGAAGGGUCGGGUUUGGGUCAAGCUUAAACGGGUGAGGUGACCUUUUUAGUCUGGGGUGGAACAUAACCUUUUUGUCUAGAGGGGAAGCACUUUUUUUUUUAAAUCCAAGGGGGUUGAGACAAUUUUACCCACAAUAAAUGCUCAUUUUAGUAACCACGAGUCACACAUAAGCCUUAUACCAUUACUUCUUUUUAAGUCUUUAAGAAAAAGACAAUGUACCAGUCAUUUCCUGUUCAGCACUUGACUGUUACCAUAAAAAACGGAGGGAAGCACAGCCCCUCACGAGAACCAUCACCUCCUUUAGCUCCUUCCUAGAGCAAAUUAGACAAGUAAUUAAUACAAAUAUUCAUCUUUAUUCACUACACUCCAGAGCCUUGUGAACUAUCGAGUCAUAAGAACAAUGCAAUGCACUAUCUUGGAUUCACAAGCCCACAUCUUCAACAACAACAACUGUUUCUAACACCAAGAAGAAGAAGAAGAAUAGUUUCUAAGCUCUGCUCUUGAUCAAAUGGGUAACCCCAAGCCAAAUUGCCCUUCCUUCUUCAAGGUGAUGAUGGGGGAUUUCGCAACCCAAGUGAGAAUCCCAUCUGAAUUCAAGAAGCAUCUUGGAGAAUCAAUCACACAAAGAUCGGUGGUCAUCCGGAACUCUGGAGGCCGGCAAUGGAGGAUCAAGAUGGGCAUUGCUGAUGGGCAUGUCUACUUUCAAAAUGGAUGGGAGAGGUUCAUCUGUGCCAAUUCCAUUACCCAAGGGGAUUUUUUGGUUUUCUUUUAUGACGGUAAAUUCGGUUUUGAUGUAAUCAUUUAUGGAGCUACUUGUUGUGAGAAAGAAGCAUGUGUCGAUGUUCCUAGUGAGAAAGUGACAAUUAAAGUAGAAUCCGAGGGUUCUGGUGAAGAACAAAUUGUGUCACCAAAAGGAGUUGGUAGGAAGAGGAAGGCGAAAAAGAUGAUGACAGAGAAUAAAAUGUGUUACAAGGUCUUGAGAGGUGCGAAGCCAGUUGCUAAUGAGAAGGCUAUGAAAGCUGCGUGUGCUUUCAAGAGUCCUCAUCCUCACUUUGUGACUACUUGCAGGACCGCGCGAACUAAUUACAUGACAAUUCCUCUACAGUUGGCUAAGAAAUGCAAUCUUUAUGAAAAGGACGAAAUCAUCCUUCGUGAUCCUCAUGGUACUUCAUGGCCUGUGAGAUUAUCCACCUGGCGUGAUGGGCGUCUGUGCUUGUCAUCUGGUUGGUCCAAUAUAUACGGAAAGAACAGGUUAAAGGAAGGAGAUGUCUGUGUUUUGGAGUUUGUUCAAGGAUGUAGUGCAAUAAAUGUUCACUUUUUUCGAGCUGAGGAGUAUAAUGCAAUAUCAAUACCAGUAUCACAUGAAAGACCUGGAGAUAUUAAGGAAAGUGUUUCAAGACCAUUGACUGCAGAUUAUAAGGAAAGUGUUGCAAAUGCACCCGAAUCCUCUGAAUCAAGUCGUCCAAAGUUCACCAUACUUUGGAAUUCAAAUCAUUUGUAUCAUGUGCGAAUUCCAAAGAAAGUUGCAAAGGAAGCUCGCCUGAGCAGCUGUCAAAAUACUACUAUAAUUGAUCCUUCCGGGAAAUCGUGGGCUGUGGACAUCAUUCUCCGCUCUUAUGGCCAAUUAGAGCUUGGGAUUGGGUUGUCCUCUUUCUCAAGAGGAAAUAACUUGGCUGAGGGUGACAAAUGUGAAUUUGAAAUUUUCGCAGGAGACUACAUAAGAGUACACAUUAUUCGCGCUGGAGAAACUAACAACUCCGGCACUGAUGAUUAAUGUUGAUGACUUGAUGGUGGAAAAUACAUGAGUUGCAGUUAACGUAUCAAAUUGAACUUGAGAGUUUUCAGAUAUCUAUCUAGUUUUAUGAGCCCACGGGCUAAUUUGUUGUUUUAUGAUAAUAAACGUUAUGUAUUUGUCCUCAGAUAUACUGAAGCCUCCAAAUUUAAUAGCUCGUUGGUAGAGCUUAGAAGGAGCACUUUUUGUUGGUCAAAAGCAUUUGAAGCGCAAGCUGAUACUGUGUAUGAUUUAUUUUUUUAAGGAAUGAAUGAAAUGUUUUAAAAGGAGUUUUUGUUGGUCAGGAGCAUGUGAAACGCAAGCUGAUAACCGUGUAUGAUUUAUUUUUUAAGGAGUGAAUAAAAUAUUGGGAAAAGAAA
Molecule: messenger RNA, 3554 nt
Organism: Asparagus officinalis (garden asparagus)
Lineage: Eukaryota; Viridiplantae; Streptophyta; Magnoliopsida; Asparagales; Asparagaceae
Product: B3 domain-containing protein Os11g0197600-like
Exons: 7
Coding region: 1912-3177 (421 amino acids)
Molecular function (GO): DNA binding
Source: RefSeq, a predicted model, not a curated record